GCUAAAAAAUAUACCAGUUUUCACUUGGAAGAUUAAAUAUGGAUAAAACUUCUGAAGUUAUCAUUGAGUUGUACAAAAUAGGGGCGUUUAAGUUUGGUGAAUUCAAAUUAAAGAGUGGAAUUACCUCCCCAAUAUAUGUUGAUUUACGAGUGUUAGUCAGCUUUCCGAAAAUAUUGACAGAUAUAUCGUGCCUUCUAUACAACAAGAGUAGAGAAAACCAUUGCCAGUUUGAAAAUGUUUGCGGUGUUCCCUAUACUGCCCUACCAAUGUCAACGGUUAUCUCCACCAAAUACGAUAUUCCAUUGUUGAUGAGGAGGAAAGAAGCGAAAUCAUAUGGUACGAAACAAUUGGUUGAAGGUUACUUUAAAAAAGGCGAUAGAUGCUUAAUUAUUGAGGAUAUUGUAACAUCCGGUGGCUCAGUUCUGGAAACUGCGCAAAUACUACGAAAUUUAGGAUUAGAAGUACGCGAUACAGUAGUCGUCCUAGAUAGAGAACAAGGAGCAAUCGCUUCAUUAAAAAAUCACAAUAUUGAAGUACAUUCGAUAUUCACAUUAUCUCAAGUUGUUGACUGCUUGCUUAGUGUUGGCAAACUUAACAGCUCGAUUGUUAACAAUGUCAAAACGUUUAUCAAAGAGAAUCAAGUAACUUGUGGCAAAAAGGAAGAAGCGACUGAAACGAAAAUACAUCCACUAACUAGGCGAAUUUGGGAAGUAAUUAAAGAGAAACAAAGUAACCUAUGCGUUUCCUUAGAUGUCAGCGAAAGUGGAGAUCUUCUAGAUCUGGCGGAUAAGCUCGGUCCGUACGUGUGCAUGAUAAAAGUUCAUGCUGACAUCGUAAAAGGAUUCAACGUGGAUGUUGGUUUGCAAUUGAAAGCUCUCGCUUCUAAACAUAAUUACUUUAUUUUUGAAGACAGAAAAUUUGCCGAUAUUGGAAAAACCGUUAGCAUGCAAUUUUCAGGCGGAAAUUUAGAAAUAAGUAAAUGGUGUGAUAUUGUUAAUGUGCAUGCUCUUCCCGGUCCUGGAGUUAUUGCAGGAAUACGUACUGUUCGACGUGAUGUCGGUAUUCUUGUCUUAGCACAAAUGAGCAGCGAAGGAAACUUAUUAAAUGAAUCCUAUACCAAAAGUGCUGUUGAACUAUCUUCUGCUAAUCGAGAUUGCGUAAUUGGAUUUAUAGCGCAAGAAAAUUUGACGAACGAUAGCUUUAUUGUGGCUACGCCAGGCGUCCAUCUAUCCACAUCAUCUGGCGACUUAGGCCAAACGUAUAACUCGCCGCAAAAAGCUAUUGAAAAAGGGUCAGACAUAAUAAUUGUUGGUUCGGGUAUUAUCAAGUCCGAUAACCCUGUGGAAGCGGCUGAAAACUACCGAAAAGCGUCUUUUACUGCAAAAAUCCUCGAAAAAUGCGCCUUAUAUUCCUAG
Messenger RNA from Dimorphilus gyrociliatus, 1415 nucleotides. Lineage: Eukaryota; Metazoa; Annelida; Polychaeta; Dinophilidae. The record is from the annotation of a GenBank genome assembly.